Messenger RNA from Salvelinus sp. IW2-2015, 1204 nucleotides. The record is from RefSeq and is a predicted model, not a curated record. Lineage: Eukaryota; Metazoa; Chordata; Actinopteri; Salmoniformes; Salmonidae.
CCACCAAAUUCGAAAAAUAUGGCGGCGCUGUUGACAACAGUAACAGAGCAGUGGACGAGAGAAGCUACAUCUAAUUCACCUUUGCCUUGGUAGCUAUCUAGCGAAAGAUGGACAACGUUACCAUGGGUCUACAACUACCCAACUUUGAUUGCUGGCUACUAACAUUCAUGACCACUUUACAGCGGAUGUGAGAUCACUGAGCUCCCAGGCUCAUACAAGGAGAAAAAUCAGACAUCUGGGAAUCUCACUAAAGAACUUUGUCCGUUUGAAAACCCUGAACCUCUCCUGUAAUGCACUCAUCUCUGUCGAGGGGGUCCAACACUUGAAGAGGCUGGAGAGGCUGAACUUGUACUACAACAACAUCCCCUCCCUUCAGGAGGUCAAAGUGCUCUGCCAGCUGACUGCUCUGAGAGAGCUGGACCUGAGGCUCAACCCUCUGGCUAAAACAGAUCCACACUACCGCCUGUACUUGGUGCACGCACUGUCCAACCUUCGCACGCUUGAUGACUGUCCAGUCAGGGACCGUGAGAGAAGAGCUUCAAUCAUGCAUUUCUCCUCAGACUCUGUGAUCGGACCCCAACAGACGAGCUCCUCGGAGACAGACAUCCCUGACCAGAGCAGCAGUAAGCCGAGGAUGGCCUCAGUAAAUCGCCUGGUCAAGAAGCUCUCUGUCCUGGAUGACAACGAUGACCUAGUGUUGAACCUUGUUGCUAAGAGCAACUGGGACCAUAGUCAACCUCUGUUCCUUACUGGCUCUUUCCACAAGGAGCCAGAGUCCCAGCUCUAUCAUCAGAUCAAAGAGGAGUCUUGUCAUUCCCAGUCCAAUGGUCUACGUUUAAGAGAAGGAUCUCGAAGGAAAGGUUCUUCCUCCUCGUUGAAGGGGCCGAGGGUAACCUUUAACCCCCGUGUAGAGAAACACAGCAGGACUAGCUCUGGACGGGAGGAGCGAGAGAAACUCCCCAAACACCUGAGAGUCACAGCCAAGGGCCACUUCACCCCUCACCCUGAUCAAGUUGACCAGCAUAAGUCUUCCUUAGUGAAGAUCCGCCCCCCAAGUCCAAGAAGUCCCUGUCCCAGUAGGUCUGAUGCCACCAACCCCAUCCUGCACCCUCCCAGACUGUCCUACCAUAACACCCAGCAGACAGUCAGCCAAGACAGCACGGGGCCUCCACCCACCACAGACAUGCCAAGACACAGAAGGUGA